UCGGAAGGAGAGAUCGCAAAAGAAAUCAAAGAAAGAAAGAAAAAGGAGCCGCAACGUCUAUCGGAAGAGAGGAAGCAGAGAUGGACAUCGGAGAUGGAAAUCUGACCCCACAGGAGCGAGAACGCGUGAUAGAAAUCUUGAAGACAUGUGAUAAGGCAAUAGUUUUCAGCGACGCAGAGCGCGGUAGGGUUGACCCUCGAUACGCUAAGCCAGCAAGGAUUUACACGAUUCCACAUGUUCCUUGGAAUGACGCAGGAUGGAAAUACGCCCAGAAGGAGAAGAAAGAAGUUAUCGUUUUCCUGAAAGAAAAGAUGGUUUCCCAUGUUGCGGAGUCGUCUGAUACUGCCUACGCUAAUCGAUGGUUCUUCCUACGGAAACCGAAUGGCAAGAUCCGAUGGAUCCAGGACCUUCAGAAGGUGAACGAGGUGACGAUACGAGACGUGGGCUCCGUGCCACAUGCUGACUUACUGGCCGAAGGCAGGUCGAUUUAUUCGGUCUGUGAUAUGUUGUCAGGCUAUGAUGAAGUACCGCUUGAUCCAAGGGACAGGCACCUCACGGCUAUGCACACGCCACUAGGACUGAUACAGAUGAUGGUUGUCCCUAUGGGUUGGACUAAUGGGGUAGCCGUUUUUCAGAGAGUCAUGGUAGUCGUCCUCAAGGACUUCAUCCCUGAUAAGAUUGAACUUUUUCUGGAUGACUUUCCUAUAAAAGAGUCAGUAAACAAGGAUGAGACAGAGGUUGUACCAGGAGUUAGAAGAUCCGUCGAGCAGCACUUAACAGAUAUUUGCGCGGUACUUGAGCAGCUGGACGAUGCGAAUUUGACGGUCAGCGGAACAAAGAGCCGAUGGGCCGUCUCGACUAUUAAGAUUUUGGUCUUUACAUGUGACUCAAGAGGACGCCGAGCAGAUCCGGCGAAGCUAGACAAACUCUUGAACUGGUCGUCACCGUUACAUAGUCAAACCGAGGUCCGGCAGUUUCUGGGAGUGGUCGGUUACUGGCGUAUAUUCAUACGGGGGUAUGUGGAGAAGGCUGAGUCAUUAAGGUUACUCCUUCGAAAGACUGAGAAAUUCUACUGGGAUUCCUCGCAGGAACUCGCUAUGCAAGAACUUAAAGACGAAUUUAAGGAGGGAGGACGUGUAUUGGGCAUGCCAUUCUUUGAUAAUGAGGCUGGGAGACCCUUCAUAGUAUCCACGGAUGUUGGACCUUGUUCAGUAGGUGGAUUGUUGUCUCAGAAGGACGUUGGAGGGAAGGAAAGACCGUUAAGAUUUGAGAGUAGAACACUUAAUACGGCUGAGCGCAACUACAAUCAAUUCAAGAAGGAAGUGUUAGCUGUUUUGCGGUGUCUAGACACGUUCAGACACUAUAUCUAUGGGCGACGAUUCAUCUUGAGAGUGGACCCCACAGCAGUUGCCUCUGUCCUCCAGAAGGACUUUAGUCUGAUAGACCCGACCAUCGCACGAUGGUUAAUACGGAUUCGGCUAUAUGAUUACACAGUUGAGAGGAUAUCUGGCACUAAAAAUGUUGUGGGGGACGGGCUUUCUCAGAUCCCUCUUGAGGGCGAGCGUCCGAUAGUAGCUGGAACCCUGACAAUGGUUGAGCCGAGACGCGCCGAACGAUUUCUGGUUAACCUUUACGAGGGCAAAUACCGAACGAUUGGGCAACAUUUGUCAGGAGAGGAGAGUCAAGAUUCAGACAUCCGGAGACAAGCGGCCCAGUACUGUCUUAGAGCGGCCCAUCUGUUCCGGAGACCAUUCGGGUCAGGGAUGCCCCUACGAGUAGUUUGUGAUCCUGCGGAGAGGCCGACGAUAGUUGCAGAGCUUCAUGACGGGGUAGUCGGAGGACAUAGAGGAGUCAAAGGGAUCUACGAAAAGGUACGCAGGUUGUACUGGUUGGAAAGACAGUAUAAGGACAUCGAAAGAUACUGUAUAACUUGCGAGGAGUGUCAGAAGAGAGCUCUUGUGAAAUACAAAGAGCCACUUCAAUAUGAACUACGUCGUGAACAUACGAGACGAUUUCACUGGGUUCGUGGACGAUAGACUUAUCAGAAGCAAGGCAGCAAAGAAAGUGAAGAACUUCGUCCUGGAGUACUUGUCUAGGUAUGGUUGUGUAAGCAAGAUAG
Messenger RNA from Chara braunii, 2119 nucleotides. The record is from the annotation of a GenBank genome assembly. Lineage: Eukaryota; Viridiplantae; Streptophyta; Charophyceae; Charales; Characeae.